AUAUAUAUUAUAUAUGAUAUAUAUAGUAAUAUAAAUAUUAAUGUAAUAUUUAUAUGUAUAAUAAAAUUGCGAUAUAAUAUUUAUAAAUAAUCAUUUCAAGUUUAUCAUUGAUAUUGGUCGGAAGUAAGAUAAAACCACAUCCUCGUAUUUAAAAAGGAAAUUGUAGAUUUUUUCGUGGCGAUAAAUGUAUAGAGUAGAUAUUAUGUGCCAGUGUGCAUAAAAACAUAUUGUGCGAUAGUAUUAUAAUUUUUAGAUUUUUAUUAAUUUUAAUUUUUAUUUUUUAAAAUGAAUGACAAAUUUGCGGUAAAACAUACGAACUCAAUAAGUUUAAAAAAACAAAAAUUGUUAUUGAAGGAAAGUGAAUCAAAUAAUUGUUUCUCGUAUUCACCGUAUAAAUUAACUAUAUUCUGUAUUGUAUCAUGCUGUAUAUUUUUUAUUUAUUGGUUCGUAUUGACGCCCCUUUUAAUUAAUACUUUAGUCAAUUAUCAUUCAAACAAGAUUGAAAUUUGGUUGGUUUUAUAUUGGCUCAUUGCAUUUCUAAUUUGGCUUUUCAUUAUGUUGUGUUUGAUUAUUAUUUGGAAAUGUGUUGAAAUUAAAAGCAAUAAUAAAAUAAAAUUGCAAUCUUAUGGUACGAACAGUACUCUGAAAUCCGGAUCUUUAAUCAAUACUAAAUUUGAUUAUUCGCAAAAUGCGAAACUGAAAGAUAAACCAUUGAAUGAUUUAAUUAUUGAUAAGAAUAAAAUUUCACAUGAUAAAUUAAAUAUUAAUAAUUCCGAUGAAUAUCAAUAUAACAAACUUAAAAGAUAUAGAGAUCUUCCGCCUUUAGUGAUUCAUCGUCGUAAUUCGGGCAAUGAUAUCGAACAUACUGGAAUUGUGAAUGUGAAAAAGAAUAUUAACGAAAGUAUAAAUGAGAAUAACGAAGAUGAAUAUCUAUUAAAGUCUGGAAACAAUUAUCUGAAGAACCAAAAAGAAUCGAUAAAAGAUUAUUUAAAAUUGGUAACAGUUACUCCACAAGAUGAAUCGGAUACAAAAACACCAAAAGAAUCUCUUUCACCAAGAGAAUUGUUUUUUAUUGAUCUUAUAAGAGAAGCUGAGAAAGCUGAACGAAAUAGAGAAAAUAAUCCUCAAGAAACUGAGAAGAAACAUUUUUUCUCUGAUGACUUUUCUCCAACUGAAAAAGAUGUAAAUAAAAAUUUAAAAGAAGAGAAAAAAUUAAUAGAGAAUUUAACAGAUCACAAAACAUAUUUUAUUGCGGAUAUAAAAAGUCCAAAAAGUGAAAAAACUGAAGUAUUUUUAAAAAUCGAGUCGAAUUAUGAAUCAGCUAAAAAAUGGUCCAUGAAUUUAAACGAUAGAAAACCAGUUCUUGUAUUAGGAAAUACUUCUAAAGAUGAAGAAAAUGAAAAUUUAAAAGAUAAAAUUAUUCUAUUCGAAAUAUAAUUAAAUAUUUUCUAGUUUAAUAAAGAUUUAAAUUAUUAUUUUAUUAUUUUAUUAUUAGAUUAUUAUUUUAUUAUAUUAAUUUCAAAAUAUAUUAUUACAAGUAUAUUAAUUAAAUUUAUAAAAUAAUAAUAAAUAAGAAUUGAAAAAUAAAAAAAAAUAAAUUUUUGAUAGAGAUUAUUUUAAAAUAGAGCAGUGGAAUGAAAAAUUUGAUAAAAUAUAUUAUUUCACUGAUAUAUGAUAAUGCUUUAC
Messenger RNA from Apis cerana (Asiatic honeybee), 1686 nucleotides. RefSeq lists its product as uncharacterized. The record is from RefSeq and is a predicted model, not a curated record. Lineage: Eukaryota; Metazoa; Arthropoda; Insecta; Hymenoptera; Apidae.